This is a messenger RNA of Oncorhynchus tshawytscha (Chinook salmon), 3362 nucleotides long. Its product is annotated as serine/threonine-protein kinase/endoribonuclease IRE1. Gene Ontology annotation, molecular function: RNA endonuclease activity; ATP binding; protein serine/threonine kinase activity. Gene Ontology annotation, cellular component: IRE1-TRAF2-ASK1 complex. Gene Ontology annotation, biological process: mRNA processing; protein phosphorylation; intrinsic apoptotic signaling pathway in response to endoplasmic reticulum stress. The coding region runs from base 190 to 2952 and encodes 920 amino acids. The transcript is spliced from 8 exons. The record is from RefSeq and is a predicted model, not a curated record. Lineage: Eukaryota; Metazoa; Chordata; Actinopteri; Salmoniformes; Salmonidae.
UUCCUGAAACACAUUCACCUGAUAAAGAGGUGUGGUUGAGUGUUUCAAUAGUCUGUGGACACUUCCUCAAGCAAGCUGGUGCCGAUAUCACGAUGACAAAAUCUUCAGUGGACACUUCCACAAGCAAGCUGGUGCCAAUAUCACGAUAAGGAAAUAUCUACUGUACCUGUAGAAGCAGAUGUUUGAAGAAUGAAUAUCGUCCCAGGUCAAAUCCAGGUCCAAUUUGUACAGACAGUGCAUGGGGUGCAAAGGCAAACAGAUCCCAUUAUAAAGUGCAUUAUUGACAGGAAGUUGAAGAAGCUGAAGAAAUUGAUCAGAGGCGGCAAGGACUUGAAUGGACUGUACCCUUGUGCUGAGUUGAAGUAUGAUGUUACCCCUUUAAUUGCUGCUGUUGCAUUUACAAAUGACAAUAUUUGUACAUUUCUUCUGAAAGAAGGUGCUGACCCCAACAUCCAAUCAACAAAUGGUUUGGUUCCUUUGCAUUAUGCCGCAAUGUCAAAAGCUCCUGUCAGUUUAGUGAGUAGAUUAAUCGCAGCAAAAGCAGAUCCAGAAGGGGCACCAAUCCAGAUGUUAACUCCACUUCAAUUGGCGGCUAACAAUGACAGAGAAGACAUUGUGAAAGAGUUGAUGAUGUCUGGAGCAUUUGCUGAAAGAAAUCUCAAAGCAUAUCCCGCUACUGACCAAAAGAUAGCAAGCAUGAUUCAGAAAUUCUCUUCAGAGAGUGAGAAUUUUGUCAAAUUGAAGAUUUUUUAUGAUUUUUCUUGUGCAGUAGGACUCAAAUCAGUGGAGGAUGUUUUCAAUGAAUUUGGCAAACACAUGCUGGUGGUGAACCCUGUGAAUCAUCUCACACUAUAUGACAUGUCUUUUAACGCCAUUGGCCAAAAUGCGGAUCAGUAUCGUCAAGCAUCCAUAAAGUGGCUGAGAGAAUCUCAGAAAAUUGAUCUCUACAUUGAGGAGGCAACCAAUCGUUUGCCUAAAAUUCCCAAACAUUUACAAGAUAUGGUAGUGAAUUGCUUGACAGCUGUUUUUAACAUUAUGAAAGAAAUAUCUCUUGGACUGUCACUGGUAGUAAUACCCACUCUUCUGAAAUACCUCACACAUGAAUCCAAAAGUACCCCUCAAGGACUAAAUCGCAACAUUUCAGUUGUCAGACUACUGUAUGUGAUUACUCAGAAAGCUCCAAAUCACAAACAUGGCUGGACCCUCCCUUUUGUUGAGGAGUUAUGCAAGAGGAUCAUCUCAUUCACUGAUCAAGCAUAUCUCGCCAAUCCUCAGACCUCAAACUUAGCUGUUUUAACUUUUGGUCUGCUUGCAGAUCUGUACACCUUUGAUUGUGUACCUGCGAUUAUCACAUCGCGAGGGAUAACCUCUGUGCCGGAGAAAAUACUUGUUACUGCCGAAAUGGAGAUGGAUGAAGAUCUGAAAGAAAAGCUAAGGAAAUUAGAUAUGUCCCUACGAAGUCCAGUCCCACCAACGGAUAUAACUGAACAAUUGCAGGGAAUGAAUCUGUCAAAGAAGAAGAAGAAGAAGAAGAAGAAAAAGAAGAAAACAAUUCAGGAAGAGUUGUCGGUAGAGAAAAGUACACCUGACACGACUGAGAAGCCAGAUCUUGAUGCUUCAUCAAUUCCAGUUGAAGAAUCUGGUGUACAUGGUGAACAUUCCAGUGUUAAACCAUUUCCCUCCACCACCGACGAAUUGAAACCCCGGAAAUGGCACAAAGUUAGUGAGCGGUGGAGGCCUCAGUUGGAAGAACUCAGCAACAUAGAUGCAGGCAAGGUUUCCAGAUUGGGAAAUCUCAACCUUGUCGUCCAUCCGAAUUUCCAAAUAGCCAAAGGAAGUGAUGGAACUGAAGUCUUUCUGGGCUUGAAGGAUGAUGGUACUGAGGUAGCCGUGAAGAGAAUGCUCAAGUCAAACUAUCAAGAUCUGAAGAGAGAAGAGGGUUUUUUAAGACUACCUCAGCUGGAUAGUCCCUGCAUUGUGAGAUAUGUGGACUUUGCAGAGGACGAGCACUUCGGCUACCUUGUUCUUCAGCUCUGUGAAUACACCCUUGAUGAAUACAUCAAAGACCACCUACCAGAGGACAAAACCCCUGUCCUGAAGAAAAUAGUGCACGAGGUGCUCUGCAGUCUAAGCGUUCUGCAUAGUCUAAACACAAAAAUUCUGCACCGGGAUAUCAAACCCCAGAAUGUUUUAAUAGAUGUUACAGGCAGAGCGAGAUUAGCCGAUUUCGGUAUAAGUCGACAAUUGAACAUGGGACAAACAACUCUACAUACAAUCAGUGCAGGAACAAAAUGUUGGAAGGCCAGAGAAACUUUAGAUGAAGACAGUGGGAUCGGAUAUAAGAGGAGCACCGAUAUUCAGGUGGCCGGGAUGUUAAUGUAUUACAUCAUCUCUGGUGGACAUCAUCCAUUUGGCAAAGGCAUCCAUUGUGAAGUUAACAUUUUUCAAGGGAAGUACACACUGGAACAUGUUGAGGAUGAAGUGGCCAAGGACCUCAUUGAGUGGAUGAUCAAUGAAGACCCAGAGAAGAGACCUACAGUGGAGGACACACUGGCCCACCCAUACUUCUGGCCAGAGGAGAGGAGAGUGGAGUACUUACGAAAAAUUGGUAACGAGAAGGAAGCAGAGAACUGUCGCAAAGCAGACCCAGGACUCCUUCAUGCUUUGGACCAGUGUGCUGAGGCGAGGUCGUUCACAAAGUGGAAGUCCAAGAUACCGCCUGAGUUGAUGAAGAAGUUGGAUGGUAAAAAGAAGCCCUACCCAGACAACACAUUGGGUUUGUUGCGCUUCAUACGCAACCUUCAUGAGCACUACAUUGAGGAUGUAGAUUCGGUUGACAUAUUGACAAUGUUCCCUGAUCUCUUUGGAUGCGUCUACAAGUUUGCGAAGAAAAAGGAGUGGAAUUCAAGAAGUAGUCUGAAGAAAUGGUUUCACAGAGAAGAUGUAAGAUAAUGAUUCUGACAUCUGGAAGAUUAACACUGACUAACUUCUGAAAUCUUGGCUUGACUUUUCUGUUGCCAUUAAAUGACUCACUAGUGUAAGUGUUAGAUGAAUGUUCUUUAGAGGAAAUCAAGAGGCUAUGCAGCACUCUGCCUCUGUUUGCCUACUUGGUGUUUUGGCCAUUUUCUUACAUCAUUAUAACAGUACUUAUCUCAUAAGAAGAAAUAUAUACAAUAUUUUUUAUUAGAAUAUGAAAUGUAACGAUACUUCGUAAUAUUAUUCAAUUUGCCUCAGUUUAUUCAUGGUUUGUUUACUGUAUGUAUAAUAGCAAUGACACAUACUGUACAUACAUACAACAUCUCUGUUGAAAAGUAUUGAAACGAGAUGAAUCUAUUAAUAAAGUGUAACAUCUGAAUAGUAUA